AUGUCUCUCAACAAGGUCCUCCUCGUCGGUGCAAACGGUAACCUCGGUACCGUCCUCCUCGAAGGUCUCGUCGCCUCCAAGUCGUUCGACAUCUCCGUCGCCAAGCGCGCAUCCUCUACUUCUACACCCGCCUAUGCCUCGUCCACCACCUCCGUCACCAUCCCCGAUGAUAUGUCAGUCGAGGGCCUCGUGCCCGCCCUCAAGGGCCAAGACGUCGUGAUCGCUUCUUUCCCUCUCAAGGACGUCUCGCAGCACCUUCGGCUCGCGGAGGCUUCAGCCAAGGCUGGUGUUAAGCGGUUCAUCCCCGCCGACUUUGGGAGCUGUGAUGCGCAGAGCGAGGAGGCCAAGAAGCUGUUGAAGCUUUACCGUGAUAAGGAUCUCGUGAGGGAGAAGUGUGUCGAGCUUGCGGCGGAGAACCCAGGUUUCUCGUGGACGUCGCUCGUGUGUGGUCACUUCUUCGACUUUGGCAUCCGGGAUGGACUGCUGCACUUUAACCUCGACACCAACGAGGCCGUCAUUCUUGACAAGGGUGACGUUCCAGCUUCAGCGGCCACCCUCCGCCGUGUGGGCGAGGCCCUCGUCGCAGUCCUCAAGCGUCCCGACACGACAAAGAACCGCCUCCUCUACGUCCAAAGUUUCCGCAAGACCCAGCUCGAAGUGCUCGCAUCCCUAGAAAAGGCCACGGGCGCAACCUGGACACGCGAGUUUGUCGACUCCAAGGCGUUCCUUGAGCGCGAGGUGAACAAGUUGUCUGUCAACUUUAGCAAGCACGCGAUGGAGGAGAUUGUGUUUGUGCUGGGCACCCUGGAUGCGGACUGGACAAAGAGGGGCGAGGCGUUUGCUAUGGAGGAGCUUGGUCUUGAGGAUGAGGAUUUGGACAAGGUUGUGCAGGAGGUUGUUGAUCAGUGGAAGAAGGAGAAGGCUGAGCAAAAGUAG
This is a messenger RNA of Fusarium keratoplasticum, 936 nucleotides long. RefSeq names its product NmrA domain-containing protein. Gene Ontology annotation, molecular function: oxidoreductase activity. The record is from RefSeq and is a predicted model, not a curated record. Lineage: Eukaryota; Fungi; Ascomycota; Sordariomycetes; Hypocreales; Nectriaceae. The coding region runs from base 1 to 936 and encodes 311 amino acids. The transcript has a single exon.